This is a messenger RNA of Musa acuminata AAA Group (dessert banana), 2659 nucleotides long. RefSeq names its product serine protease SPPA, chloroplastic-like. Gene Ontology annotation, cellular component: membrane. The coding region runs from base 140 to 2281 and encodes 713 amino acids. The record is from RefSeq and is a predicted model, not a curated record. Gene Ontology annotation, molecular function: peptidase activity. Lineage: Eukaryota; Viridiplantae; Streptophyta; Magnoliopsida; Zingiberales; Musaceae. The transcript has 13 exons.
GCCGUAGAGCAACCUUGUCGUCGGUAAGCUUUGCUUUCCACUCGGCCGUCGCCUCCCCUCCUCGUUUCCUCUCUUCUCGAGCGCAAGUAUAACCAACAGGAGAAGAGGAGGAAGCCAAACUCGACCACCCAGAGAAACUAUGUCCAACGUUCUCUUCAGCCCCCCACCAUUCCACGGUCUCUGCUUCCCACACCGCAGUCGCCAGAAGUUGUCCGCCCUCUUCCCUUCUCACAAACCUUCUCUCUCAUCUCUCCUCCAUCUCUCCCCCUCCCUCGCCUCCCCGCCCACUUCUCGCCUCCUCUCCUCAUCCUCCUCCCUGCUGCCAUCCAACCCUCGCCGCGGUGGAUUCCACUUCCGGGCGCUUGAGUCUUCCGCCGCGAAGACCAAUGAGGAUGAGGAUGCAGAGGAGUCCAAGAAUGUGGGGGACGGCGGCACGCCUCCGAGCAAUUCAGCUCCUGGUGUGGGUUCCGAUGGGGCCGUGCGAGAGAAGGUCGGUGCGGAUGGAGAAGUUGGACAGGAGUACCCGACUGGGGAGUUUGAGAUGGAGGAGUUCGAUUGGUGGAGGCUCUUCGUCGUUAAGGUGAGGAUGCUCUUUGCUCUUCCCUGGGAGCGCGUCAAGAAAGGGAGCGUUCUCUCGAUGAGACUCCGCGGCCAGAUAUCUGAUCAGUUAAAAACGCGCUUCUCUUCUGGGUUGUCUCUACCUCAAAUUUGUGAAAAUUUUAUAAAAGCAGCAUAUGACCCUCGUGUUUCUGGAAUUUAUCUUGAAAUAGAACCACUUAGCUGUGGAUGGGCCAAAAUCGAUGAAAUACGACGACAUAUACAGUAUUUCAAGAAGUCAGGCAAGUUCAUUGUGAGCCAUGUUACCAUAUGUGGCGAGAAAGAGUACUACCUUGCGUGUGCUUGUGGAGAAGUCUAUGUCCCCCCUAGUGCUUAUGUUGCACUCUAUGGUUUGACUGUUCAAUCAUCAUUCCUUGGGGGUGUUCUUGAGAAAGUAGGAAUUCUGCCUGAAAUUCAGCGCAUUGGUAGAUAUAAAAGUGCUGGAGACCAACUAUCUCGUAAAAGCAUGUCAAAAGAAGUUUGUGAAAUGCUUACUACUUUGCUGGAUAAUAUUUAUGAAAAUUGGCUCGAAACAAUUUCUUCAACUCAAGGAAAGAAAAGGGAAGAAAUUGAGGAUUUUCUAAAUACAGGAGUUUACCAAGUUGAAAGACUUAAAGAAGAAGGGUAUAUAACAAAUAUAUUGUAUGAUGAUGAGGUUAGAUCAAUGUUAAAAGCAAGACUGGGUCAGAAGGAUAAGAAAGAUCUUCUCAUGGUUGAUUACAGUAAAUACUCUAAUGUAAGAAAAUGGACCCUUGGGUUGGAAGGAGGUAAAGAUCAAAUUGCCAUAAUCAGAGCCUCCGGAAGCAUAAGUCGCACUCGUAGUCCAUUGAGCGUCUCUGGCUCUGGCAUCAUCAGUGAGCAACUGAUUGAGAAGAUUCGCAGUAUUAGAGAGUCAGAAAGGUAUAAGGCUGUUAUUCUGCGUAUUGACAGCCCCGGUGGUGAUGCUCUUGCUUCUGACCUAAUGUGGAGGGAGAUAAGGCUUCUUGCUGCCUCUAAACCUGUAAUUGCAUCAAUGUCUGACGUUGCUGCAAGUGGAGGAUACUACAUGGCUAUGGCAGCAGAAGCCAUUGUAGCUGAGAAACUUACCUUGACUGGUUCCAUUGGAGUUGUCACAGGGAGAUUUAGCUUAAACAAACUAUAUGAAAGGAUUGGAUUCAAUAAGGAGAUCAUUUCAAGGGGGAAAUAUGCUGAGCUUAAUGCUGCUGAUCAGCGUCCUUUCAGGCCAGAUGAAGCAGCACUCUUUGAGAAGUCUGCACAAAAUGCUUAUCGGCUAUUUCGAGAUAAAGCAGCUUUUUCACGGUCGAUGACUGUGGACCAAAUGGAGGAAGUUGCUCAAGGACGGGUCUGGAGUGGCAAAGAUGCAGCUUCUCGAGGAUUGGUUGAUGCUAUCGGUGGGUUCUCCACAGCUGUUGCCAUAGCAAAACACAAGGCCAAUAUACCGCAAGACAGACAGGUUAAAUUGGUUGAGGUGUCAAAACGCUCACCAUCACUGCCGGAGUUAUUAAGUGGCUUCGGGAAUUCUCUGCUAGGCCUGGACAAGACUGUCAAGGAAGCAUUGCAGGAGCUAAAAUGCCUGAAUGGGGUACAAGCAAGAACGGAGGGCAUUUUAUUUGAAAGUGUGGGAAAUGCAUUCGAUGACAAUCCGAUCAUCGCAAUCAUAAUGGACUGCCUGAACUCAUACUAGUCAUUAGCUGAGCAGAUCGUCCUGUGGUUGUUGAUGUCUAUCGAGUUCAAGAAUUUGGGAAAGCUUUCAGAUGAUAGAGCACACGUAGCAGUACCAGAGUAUAUAGUCCUCUACAAGAUGAAGCGACGCAGAGAUGCAAACAAUUCUUUGCUGCAUUGCACAAAGUAUUUGCUGAGUCACACUUCACAUUCUACAAACGUGUAAUAUAGCCGCCUUGAUUUCAUCAGAGUGUCACAUUAAAUGUAUUCGUGUUGAUCUCACAUCAGGCAUUGUUAAAUACAUCACAUAAAAAAUGUUAUCACUGCAGGGUGACAGGGAAAAAAAGAGAAAAAUGAGGAAAUAAUAAUACAGAAAGAAUCUUUUCAGGCUUUUUUAUCA